UUUUGCGGACUAUGGACACAGUUUGUUACAUUUUUGUCCUAAUUGUGUUCAGCACUCAAUCGUGUGAUACUUCCACUCUGUGUUUGCGCGGAUGCAGCUGUGUUGAUGACCGACAUGGAAGGUCACUCAUAUGUAUGGAGGAGAGCGCGUUUGGAGCCAUACCAGAGAAACUUCCAGAUGAUUUGACCAAAAUACGCAUAGAAAAAUCUCACUUUACUGAAAUUCCCAAAGGGGCUUUCUCAAAAACUACCUCCCUGGAAAACCUGUGGUUGAACUUUAAUGACAUUACUCUUAUAAACUCCAAAGGUCUGGAAGGUUUGGGCAACUUGACCGAGCUCCGUUUGCAGGGGAACAAGCUGCGUUCAGUACCAUGGACAGCGUUCGAGGACACGCCGUCUCUGAAGAUUCUGGACCUGAAGCACAACCUGCUGGAUGUCCUGCCAGAGCAUGCCUUGAAAUUCCUGCCAGGUCUUACAUACUUAGACUUGUCCUUCAACCGGCUCACGGUCAUUUCAAAGGAGGUCUUCCAGAACUGGCCUCUUUACCAAAAGCUGCAGAACGUGGAAGAACGGGAGGUGUCCGGGCCGAAUGUUGUCUUGGCACUACACGACAACGCCUGGCUGUGCGACUGCCGCCUGAAAGGUUUCGUGGAGUUUGUCUCGUCCCUGAGCCCCCCUAUUAUUCUGAUGAACUCCUACUUGACUUGCUCAGAGCCGGACUUUAGGGCGGGGAAGUUCUUCCAUGAGGUUGAGCUCGGGGCGUGCAUGAAACCCUCUGUCAGCUCCUCCACAACCAACAUGAGCCUGCCUCAGGGCUCCAACCUCACCCUGCACUGCACGGUCAAGGCCAGGCCAGAGCCCACAGUGUGGUGGACAUAUGGCCUGAAGAUAAUCAGAGGAUUUCAUGAAUCUCAGGAAAGAGUGGCUGAUGAUACCAUCAGAUCCCUCCUGGGGAUCCCCUCCCUCAGUGCAGCUGACCGUGGUGUCUACACCUGCACUGCGGUGAACUUUAUGGGAAACUCCUCAGUCAGUAUCUUCCUGGACGUCCUCACUGCUAGCAGCCAGUCGCCCCACUUUCCAGGUCGCCCAGCUGCACCAGGAGAUGGAGAUGAAAAUGUCUUCAUUGACAUUCGCAUUGCUAAACAGACGGUGCGUGGUAUCUUCAUCGAGUGGUUUGCAGCCCUGGAGCAUCCCUCAGAAACGUGGUUCACCAUCCACUUCGGUCGUGCAGAUGCUGAUUACAAAGAAACAACCUACAUCGGACCUGGGAUUCACUCGUACUCUGUCACAAAUCUAACACCUGCCACCAAAUAUGAAAUCUGUGUGACGCUCAAGAACCAGAUACCACGCCCAGGUCAGUGUAUCAUGUUUGUGACAGGAAGUGACAUCACAGAGAUGGAACAGAGGGAGAAGCUUAUUCACAUUGCGGUGAUAGUUUUAGCCAUGGUGCUGGCCGUGCCUAUAGGCAUGUACGCCUGCACCACAGAUACUAGGUUUGCUUGUGUGGAGGUGAUCAUGGAGUCCUGGAAGAAACGGCAGAGAGCGAGCAACUCCCAUAUGAUGGAGCACGAGCGGCAGGGCACCUUCGACAGUCUGCAGGCCGCCAGCGAUGAAGGGCUCGUCAAUAAAGGCUCAAGUGAAGGCAGAAAGGUGAGGAGGAGGUCAGAUGACAGGCUGCAUAAAGGCAAAGGUGAGCACAGCAGACUCACAGCUGAACUGCCCAGGAGAUUGUUGGAAAGAUGUGAAUGA
This is a messenger RNA of Nematolebias whitei (Rio pearlfish), 1748 nucleotides long. RefSeq names its product leucine-rich repeat, immunoglobulin-like and transmembrane domains 2 (gene lrit2). The record is from RefSeq and is a predicted model, not a curated record. Gene Ontology annotation, molecular function: protein binding. NCBI's taxonomy places the organism in Eukaryota, Metazoa, Chordata, Actinopteri, Cyprinodontiformes, Rivulidae. The coding region runs from base 12 to 1748 and encodes 578 amino acids. The transcript is spliced from 4 exons.